CAUGCGACGGCCGGAGCGCCGCAACGGAGGAGGUUUAUUUGGGUGGUAGACUACUGCUUAAUUUACCUUCAAAAAGAAUAGAUUGGGUGUAAUACUCCUCUAUAAUAAAAGCUGCAGGAUGAUUCACGAGCUACUGUUGGCUCUGAGCGGAUAUCCGGGAACUAUUUUCCCCUGGAACAAACGGACCGGAUUGCAGGUAUCCCAGGACCUGCCCUUCCUCCAUCCCAGUGAGACCAGUGUCCUGAACAGACUCUGUAAACUGGGAUCAGAUUACAUCCGCUUCACAGAGUUCAUCGAGCAGCACACGGGACACGUGCACCAGCAGGAACAUCACACAUCUCAGCCCAGUCAGACUGGACUCCAUGGGAGCUACCUGAGAGCCUUCUGCACCGGACUGGACUCAACCCUGCAGCCGUACAGACAGACGCUGUUGGACCUGGAGCAGGAGUUCCUCUGUGACCCUCACCUGACCAUCUCCCAUGCCAACUAUAAACUGGAUCAGUUCCAGCUGCUGUUUCCGUCUGUGAUGGUGGUGGUGGAGACCAUAAAGGCUCAGAAGAUCCACGGCUGUCAGAUCCUGGAGACGGUUUAUAAACACAGCUGUGGAGGACUUCCACCUGUUCGCACGGCUCUGGAGAAGAUCCUGGCGGUCUGUCAUGGUGUCAUGUACAAACAGCUGGCGGCCUGGAUGCUCCAUGGUUUACUGCUGGACCAGAGUGAGGAGUUCUACGUGAAACAGGGUCCGAGUGCAGGAGGAGCAGCAGCCAAUCAGGAGGAGGAGGAGGAGGACCUGGGCUUAGGAGGACUGAGCGGGAAACAGCUGCGAGAGCUUCAGGACCUGAGGCUGAUCGAGGAGGAGAACAUGCUCGCUCCGUCUCUGCAGCAGUUCUCCCUCCGGACCGAGAUGCUGCCGUCGUACAUCCCUGUCAGGGUCGCCGAGAAGAUCCUGUUUGUGGGAGAAUCAGUUCAGAUGUUUGAGAACCACAACCACAGCCCAUCCAGAGCUGGUUCCAUCCUGAAGCACCAGGAGGACCUGUUUGCCGCCGAGCUGCACCGACUCAAACAGCAGCCUCUGUUCAGUCUGGUGGACUUCGAAAACCUCAUCGACCACAUCAGGAGCACCGUGGCAGAGCAUCUGUGGACACUGAUGGUGGAGGAAUCGGACCUUCUGGAACAGCUCAAGAUCAUUAAGGACUUCUACUUGCUGGGUCGUGGUGAGCUCUACCAGGUUUUCAUCGACCUCGCGCAGCACAUGCUGAAGACCCCGCCAACGGCCGUCACAGAGCACGACGUUAACGUGGCAUUUCAACAGGCGGCUCAUAAAGUUCUACUGGACGACGAUAACCUGCUGCCUCUGCUGCACCUGACAGUCGACUAUCAGGGCAAAGACAGUAAAGAUGCAAUUGGUCCCAGAGAUGGAGCCACACCCCCACAGGACACCUCACCUCGAGAAAUCCCGCCCACCGGCUGGGCGGCUCUCGGCCUCACCUAUAAAGUCCAGUGGCCUCUGCACAUCCUGUUCACUCCGGCCGUCCUCGAGAAGUACAACGUUGUGUUCAGGUACCUGCUGAGUGUUCGGAGAGUCCAGUCUCAGCUGCAGCACUGCUGGGCCCUGCAGAUGCAGAGGAAACACCUCAAAUCCAGUCAGACGGACGCCAUCAAGUGGAGACUCCGCAACCACAUGGCCUUUUUGAUCGACAACUUGCAGUACUACCUGCAGGUGGACGUAUUGGAGUCUCAGUUCUCGCAGCUCCUUCAGCAGAUCAACUCCACCAGAGACUUCGAGAGCAUCCGAUUGGCCCAUGACCACUUCCUGAGUAACCUUUUGGCCCAGUCCUUCAUCCUGCUCAAACCGGUGUUCCACUGCCUGAACGAGAUCCUGGAGCUGUGUCAGACCUUCUGUUCUCUGGUCAGCCAGACGGUGGCGUCGCUGGACGAGCGGGGGGCGGCUCAGCUCGACAUCCUGGUCAAGGGUUUCCGUCGUCAGUCGUCUCUACUGUUUAAGAUCCUGUCGAGUGUGAGGAACCAUCAGAUCAACUCAGACCUGGCUCAGCUGCUGCUCAGACUGGACUACAACAAGUACUACACACAGGCUGGAGGAACGCUUGGCAGUGUUUGAGAUGAGCAGAAGUAUGAAGGAGAACCCGACAGAACCGCAUCGUUCCUGUUUUUCAACUGACGGGGUUUGGUUUGGAGUUGAACCGUUUCUUUAACUUGUACAAACUGUAAAUACUUGCAUGUUCUGCAUGAAAAUAAAGGCAGUGAAGGUUCAAAUGA
Messenger RNA from Sphaeramia orbicularis (orbiculate cardinalfish), 2277 nucleotides. RefSeq names its product tubulin gamma complex component 4 (gene tubgcp4). Gene Ontology annotation, cellular component: spindle pole; gamma-tubulin complex; microtubule organizing center. The record is from RefSeq and is a predicted model, not a curated record. Gene Ontology annotation, molecular function: gamma-tubulin binding; microtubule minus-end binding. NCBI's taxonomy places the organism in Eukaryota, Metazoa, Chordata, Actinopteri, Kurtiformes, Apogonidae. The coding region runs from base 119 to 2119 and encodes 666 amino acids. Gene Ontology annotation, biological process: meiotic cell cycle; microtubule nucleation; mitotic cell cycle. The transcript is spliced from 18 exons.